AUGUGGAGUGUAGAAAUUAUUGAUUUAUCUAGUGAUGAUGAAAGUGAAAAGGCUCUUCCGGUUGCAGUUAAAUUGGAGCCAGGGUGUUUUACGGGCGCUGAGGAAAUGCGUGUGACUGGUGAUCGGCGAAUAGUCAAAUGUGAGAAAUCUCGAAUUUCGGUGACUAGACAAGAUGCUGAUGAAAAUAUAAGCUGUAGUGCCCCGAGUACAGGUCAUAGUAAUUCCAGUGUAUUGGAGCAGGGGACGUCGCCAGUUGAUGAUACUGGCAUUUCUUAUGCAUCAUCCAUUUGUGCAGCACCACUUUCCAGACAGUUUUGGAAAGCUGGGAGCUAUGAUGAUGGGCAUGGCUCUCAAAUUUCAGUUAAAGAUGGAAAAAGCUAUCUACACGUACACCCCAUGUUCCUUCACUCAAAUGCAACUUCGCACAAGUGGGCAUUUGGUGCAAUAGCAGAGCUUCUUGAUAAUGCUGUUGAUGAGAUCCAAAAUGGGGCUACCUUUGUCAGUGUAGAUAAAAUUUCAAAUCCAAGAGAUGGAAGUCCAGCAUUGUUGAUUCAAGAUGAUGGUGGUGGCAUGGAUCCGGAAGCAAUGCGUCGCUGCAUGAGUUUUGGAUUUUCAGAUAAAAAUUCAAAGCUUGCUAUUGGACAGUAUGGAAAUGGCUUCAAGACCAGUAGUAUGAGGCUUGGUGCAGAUGCUAUAGUCUUCAGUCGCCAUCUUAAUAACGGGAUUUUGACUCAAAGCAUUGGACUUUUGUCAUAUACAUUUCUGAUGCAAACACAACUUGACAGAAUAGUAGUACCAAUGGUGAAUUAUGAGUAUAAUACUUCAACUUCAUCGUUGGAUGUGUUAAAUGGCAAAGAACAUUUUAUGGCAAAUUUAGAAUUGCUGUUGCGCUGGUCACCAUAUUCAUCCGAAGCAGAUCUUCUGAAACAAUUUCAAAACAUGGGAUCUUACGGUACUAAAGUUAUUGUCUACAAUUUGUGGUUCAAUGAUGAGGGAAUUACAGAGUUAGAUUUUGAUACAGAUCCCGAGGAUAUUCGCAUUGCUUGGGAUGUCAAGAAGAUCACUACUAAACCAGCAUGGAAGAGAAUCCAAGAGGAACAUAUUGCAAAAACAUUUCGUUACUCAUUACGUGUGUACUUGUCCAUAUUAUACUUGCGGUUACCAAAAACUUUCCAAAUUAUAUUGAGAGGGCAAGUUGUGAAGCCACAUAGCAUUGCUGACGAUCUUAAACUUGUUGAAUUUGUCAAAUAUACACCGCAAUGUGGUGGUGGACCUGUAGAGGAACUUUUUGUAACAAUUGGAUUUCUUAAGGAAGCCCCUCAUGUCAAUAUCCAUGGUUUCAAUGUAUAUCACAAACAUCGGCUGAUACUGCCAUUUUGGCAGGUUGUAAGAUAUUCAGACAGUAGAGGCAGAGGAGUUGUUGGUAUCAUGCAAGCAGAUUUUGUUGAGCCAACUCAUGAUAAACAAGAUUUUGAGAAAACUUCCUUGUUUCAAAAGCUAGAAGCGCGAUUGAAGUCAAUGACAUGGGAGUACUGGGAUACACAUUGUAGACUAAUUGGGUAUAGGUCGGAAGUUAGGUCUCGAACUCCAGUUACCAAACCACUUCCUUCAUCGCAGAAAUCACUUGGGUAUCAUAACAAGAGGAAGACAGAUGAACUGAUAGACCUUCAUAAGAGGAAAAACCAUGCAAGUGAAGAAUAUGUAACUGGUAUUGGUUUCAGUCCGAAUAAACAGAUCACCACAACUCCUGCAGACGAGGUAGUAAAUCCAGAAACUAUAAAGUUGAUGCAAGAAAAUGAGAAAUUACAUACAGAAUGUUCGGAAUUGGAAAAGAGAGGUGAAGAACUUAAUUCCAGGGUGGUGGAGCUUAGAAGUAAAAUAGAGGAAGCCCAAAAUGAAUAUAAUCGGCUUUUAGCUGAAGUGCAGUCUUUAGAUGUGAAAGAGGAGUAG
Messenger RNA from Lathyrus sativus (Indian pea), 1950 nucleotides. The record is from the annotation of a GenBank genome assembly. NCBI's taxonomy places the organism in Eukaryota, Viridiplantae, Streptophyta, Magnoliopsida, Fabales, Fabaceae.